ACCAGUCGGUGCGAGCGCGAUCAGCCACGCGCACCUCUGUGCCGCGCGUCAACUUCGAAACGAAUUAUAUCGAAACAUUCGAAUCAAACGGCCUCUGUCCAUUGUCGACUCACUAUUGUCAAGUGACAGCCUUACGUCCAGUGUCAAGUUCAGUGUUUGCGUUCGGUACGAGUUUUCUAGCUUUUUAACUGUUUAUGUUUACUACUGUCGGUGUUUUAUUUAUGUGUCAUUCAUUGGAUUUACCUCAACUGAAAGUUUUUGAAGAACAAGUUUUGUACACUGCAUGCGCUGGAUUAAACAAUUGUUUACAUUCUUCAUGUAUUGACUUUGACAUGUGUUAAGGUUGAACAAAAUUAUAUGUGACAUAAUGUGCUAAAGUCUGGUUAGUUACCAACGUGGUUGUGACCCUGGGAUGAAAACAGUUCUUUUUUGUGUCGUUGUAAAGUGAUGGUUGUCAACAGCAAUGCCAGAUUGGCGAUACAACGUGCUCUCGACCAACGAGGCAUUCAUAGACACUGAAGGGGCGCCCAUGUGUGACCCACUGGCCGCGAGCUACCCGCGCCGCGCCGACCGCAGCAGGCCGCACCACACCUGCCCCUACACCACCAUAUUCCUGGGUGGCCGCUCACAUCAUGCUCCCUAUAGAUUACCAGCUCUGCAGAGUGAUUCCAUUGAUCCCUAUGCAGAUGUUUACUCUGUGGACCGGUCAUCCAAUCUCACCGACACCUCGAGUUUUGCACGAUACGAGGAUUGUCGCCCACACAUCGAUGAGAUCUUGUCAGAAUCCGAGGAUCAAGCUUACGUUGACGGAAAUUUGACAGAAAAUUUAACACAAGUUCAAAAAGUGCCAUACGGUUCGAGUGUGUUUUAUCUGUCCGGAAAAACUGAAGCAGCACGGAAAGACGUAGUGCAAAGUAAUGAUGUCUUCCUCGUGGAAGAAUCCGAUUCGGAUGCAUUAUCGUCGUGCACCUGUGACAGUUUUGAACGAUGUGAGUUUGAUUGUAGAGACUUUGAACCGUUCUCGGACACGUGUUGUUGCGAUCCAUUAAGUGACGGUGUGUGUAGUCGGAGUCCUAAGGAUGUCGACUCCCCGGAACAUUUCUGUGACCGAGUGGCGGAAGAGGAUGGUGUAUCUAAUCGCAGUGAUAUGGACGGUUUGGAUCUUGCGCUGUUUGAACCGGCGCAAACUGAGUCGGGUGAAGGCGAGGAAGCACCUGCACAAACGACUGCUGUAUCCGCUUCGUCCACUCUGUGCGGAGUAUUGUACGCUCUGCCCGACAGCUGCAUUGAUGGGGCAACAAGCGCGGUUGCGGGUGCGGCUGUGGGGGUGCCCCUAUCUUGGGAGCCAUUCUACUGCGUGCUGCAGCAGGAUCGACGCAUCCUCACUGCAUAUACCAGCGAAGAGCUUGCUUCGUUCCCUGGGUUUUAUAUCGACAAGAGCAAUAAUAACGGAGAAUAUUCAUCGAGGAGUCUUCCUCGUGUGAGGCUCGACAACGGUGCUAACGUUGGCACGGCCGGUGUUAGACUCCGCUGUUGGGCUGCACCGCCAUCAAUAACAGAAGAAGAUGUUGAAGAAGAAAUCGAAGAAGAUGCAGUAUCACUACGGGCAAUGCCUGCUCAAGAUACUUCCUAUGAAAAGGCAUGUCGUCGUGGCUCAGCGCCGAGCACGCCGGUGCCGGGUGCGCAGGCGCAGCACAGUCCCUCACGGCUGGCUUCCUUCUUCUUUUCCAAACGCUCGUUCAGGAGCAACCCCCUCAAGAGGACCAAGUCAGCGACGAAGCUCGAGAGGGAACGAGCCCUCGCCACCGUGCCCACACAUCCACCAACACAUGCCUUACGGACGUCAAGAUCUCACGAAAGCCUUCUGUCUGCACAUUCACCCGCCGUUUCCACCAUGGAUUUGGGGCCACCUAAUCAAGUAGAAAUCCGAUCUCUGCACUCGUCAGUCCUGGGCAGGCCACAUUGCUUCGCGCUCAGUGCUGAGAGUAGAGCGCCUCGCUACUUCGCCUGUGCCUCGCGGAAAGAACGGGAUCGCUGGAUAUACAGCUUACGGCAAGCGGCACGGCCGGACGAGUUGCGCACGCGCCGAUGUGAGCGGACCGUCAAGCUGUGGCUAUUGGAGGCCAAGGCGAUACCGCCCAAGAAGAGAUACUACUGCGAGAUCCUGCUCGACGAUACGUUAUAUGCGAGAUCAUCAUCAAAGCUGAAGACGGAGCUAUGUUUCUGGGGCGAGGUGUAUGAGUUCGGCAGCCUGCCGGCGGUGCGCGCCAUACACGUCAACGUGUACAGGGAGCCCGAGCGACGCUCCAGGAAGAGGGACAAACAUGCGCUUGUUGGUACAGUCCGCAUUCCAGUCGACGACGUAUCCUCCAGAUACCUCAACGAGCGGUGGUACCCACUGACUGAGACCGACAAGCCCCAGUCCCCGGCCGCGCCUGCGCCCGCGCUGCGAAUCAAGUGCCGCUACCAAAGCGUUGAUGUACUACCCAUCGACAACUACGCUCGGUUCCUAGACUAUCUGAAGAGGAAUUACAGACGGUUGUGUGAAUAUUUGGAGCCUGUUAUCGGUGUGAAAGCCAAGGAGGACAUCGGUUGUGCGCUGGUACUGUGUAUGGCGGGCGCGGGCAUGGCGCCGCGCUACCUGGCCGACGUGGUGGCGCUGGACGUGCGCCGCACCGGCGACCACUCGCUCACCUUCCGCGGGAACUCGCUCGCAACCAAGAGCAUGGAGGCCUACCUCAAGCUCGUCGGUGAUCAGUAUCUGCAGGACACGCUGUGCGCGGCGGUGGCGGCGGCGGCGGGCCCGGGCGCGGCGGAGUGCGAGGUGGACCCGCUGCGCGCGGGCGGCGCGGCGGCGCUGCGGCGCCAGCAGGCGGCGCUGCGGGACGCCGUCACCCUCGCCUGGCGCUCCAUCGAGCACUCCGCGCCACGCUUCCCGCCGCCGCUCAGAGACUGCUUCGCUACCUUCCGAGAAAGACUGACGGCGAUGGGUCGAGAAGACAUCUCGGACAACUUGAUCAGUGCAUCCAUCUUCCUUCGCUUCCUUUGUCCAGCUAUACUGUCUCCAAGUCUUUUUGGAAUCACACAUGAGUACCCGAAUGAGCGCGCAGCCCGUAACUUGACUUUGGUGGCGAAGACUCUGCAGACCCUGGCCAACUUCACGCGGUUCCAGGGCAAGGAGGCCUUCAUGGAGUUCCUCAACGACUUCCUUGAGCAGGAGGCGCCUCAUAUGAAGGCGUUCCUUAGAGCUAUUUCGACUCGUCCACAAGAGCAACAACAAUCUCAACAACAACAACAACAGCAGCAGCAGCAGCAACAACAACAGCAACAACAGGAUGGCAGUAAGCGCAACUCUGCCGCCUCGCAGGGAUCCAACUCCGGGUCUGAGGGACCCCGCGACAGCGUGGAGCCCGACCCCGAGUGGGCUCCGCACGUGGACUUGGGCAAACAACUCGCCACGCUACACGCGUUGCUUGUUGAUAGCUUGCCUAAGCUACCUGCUAAUAAGAUACAGGAGUUGGACCCAUUAUCAGACAUUUUAGACGAACUAAGCAAGAGGCUAGUAAGCAACGACAUCAGCUCUCCUGCACCCCCUGCUGCUGAUAAUAUCUUCAGGUUCAACGACCCUACUUGUAAUACGCCUACGAAGCAACCGAUCGAGCCAGCAACCAACGGACAGGUCAACAAUUUUGCUCACAGCUCUCCCAUCAUGAACAAAAACGGUGUUCAAUUCAACAUCAGUCCAUCCAAAUCGAACGCCGAGGAAUCAAAGUAUAAGCCUGGAUAUGCAGCUGUCACCAAGUCGCCCAGCUUCAACUUACGAUCAGCUACUUUACCCAGGAAUGGCUACGGUUCCAGUCCUGCAAGCCAAGCAGUCAAUCCAGACAGAUACAGUUCGCAAUACAACAAUCAAGAACAUUGCGUCAAUCUGAAAGUUGUACAAAUUGGCUUUGGAUCCGACCAGUAUCCCAAAGGCAUAAGUAAUGGCGUCGGUGAAAGCUUAGAGCGCAGGUUCCAGGACCGGUACAAGCCCAACAACAACUACAACAACCAACAAGCCCACUUUCACAAUUCCAACUACAACAGCACUGAGAGGUCACCAAGCAGCGACAGCAUCAACCACAAUUACUGCUCCAGUGACAUGCAGAACAUCAUGAAAGAAACUGCUACACUAGAGGAACUGUCCGACCUUCUGAAGUAUGCUGAUGACUCUGAAAUAGUUGAAGACAAACUCAUUAUGAACAAAAAGAACUUGUCACAAUCUAUUUCAAAUAACAACAACAUCGUGAAUGGAAAUAAGACCAACUACACAAACAACGGCUCCAACGUUUCCAUUAGUGGCUUAUCAAAUGUAGCGAGUUCCGGUUACCAAAGUAUUGCUACGUACAGUCAAAGUUCAAGUCCCAUUGAGAAUACGACGCACCAUCAUCAGCCAUACGAGAAUGGCGGACAGCCAAUGAGUCGAUACUCACAAAUGAAUUACCAGAAGCAAAGAGACAAACAGUAUUAUGACAGUAAAAACGAAAAGUUCUAUCCAAAGAGCCCAGUGCAACAAAAAAUUGACUAUGACAUCCAAAAGUAUGGAAUCCAAAACUUCACAACUGCGGAUAACACACCAUCAAACACCAACACAAAUCCAAAGGUAGCUCCGCUAGUGUUCACGAAUCCAGUGUACAACAUGGAUGACAAUCGUCAGGCGCAAGAGAAGAAGAACAAUGAAAACAGAAAUUCAAAACGUUGUCCUUGUGGCUCAUCCAGUUCAUCGAUAGAUGAGGAGGGUUUGAGCACAGACAACGUCGAGACAAACUCUGAAGAGGGUUCUACUAACUUCAACGAGGAUAGUAGAAACUAUGACCAACAGAAUCGCAACAAUUCCCACCGAAAACUCACCAGAGAUAACUGUAAUUAUGAUGAUAUGUAUCAGAGGAGCAACCAUAGUCACUCCCCAAGGAUACGAGACGACGAAUCGUCUAGCAAUUCGCCUAGUCUACGGAAGAGUAGUAAGACGCGAAUGCCCAGAACAAAUCCUAUGCUCUCUUACUCCACAAACCAAAAUCCCGUUAACUUCAAACACUUUGGACAAAGAGGAGAAUCACUGUACGAAAGCAAGCCUCACCACAUCUCAACCGAUUCCGGCUACCCCAUGAGCAGGUCCGACUCGAACGUAGAGGAAGUCAACAAAGAAAUGUACAGGUUACAGAUUUCACGCAGUCAGAAGGCACUCUACAACAUGGAGAACUCUAAAAACUCUCCAGAAAAGUACUCGAUGACUGAAAGUGCAAUACCAGAGACUAACUAUCCGCUGGAUCGGACCUAUUCUGGAGCAAAAAUGUCGAGUAGCCGACUGAACGAAGAUUUAGAAAGGCACCAAGAAUACUACGGGGUUCGAGGUGAAAGACGAGAAUCUCCAUCGAGAGUGGUGUUCGGGCGCGAGUCGCAGUCAAGUGAGGCCAGCGAGCGCGCGCCCGCGGACAAACUGCACAGGAGGCUCAGCCUGGACUCCGCGCGAGACCUCACUGACAGCUCCGACGAGAUGGAAGACACGCUCUAUAGUACUACAGGUCGACGACGAGCUUCGAAGCAUCAGAGGACCAUCGAACAGUACGAACGUGAAAUUGAAAGGUUAAAAUGUUCUGUGGAACUUCUUCGCGGGAGGUUGGGACCAGCCGAGCCGGGACAAGAUCAUACGGACGCUAAAAUGAAGGCCAUCAUCUCAAGGUUGAUUUGUGUGGAGGAAGAACUGAGACGAGAGCAACGCAAGAUGGCCGCGGCGCUGUCGCACAAGCAGCGCGUGAUCGAGGCGCAGGAGCAUCGCAUCGCGGCGCUGGACGAGGCCAACACGCGCCUGCUGUCCGCGCUCGUGCACCUGCAGCAGCGCGCGCCGCACUCGCCGCACGCGCCGCACGCGCCGCACCAGCCGCACACUGCGCACGCGCCGCACGCCGCCGCCGCGCACCCCGCGCCGCACUCGCAACACACGCACCAAGAGCUGCAGAUAUAAACGUAACGCAGAUAUAGAUACAGGUAGAUACCACUCGUGGAGGAAGUUUACCAACUUUUGUACCUGUUGACUGAAUUUGAACUUUAAGUGAAAGAAAAAUAAUAUUCAUAUUCUUUCACACAGAUUCAUAAUAACCUUAGUUUUCAUAUGUUGUUCUGUUCAUUUAAAUGAGAAUGUAUUGAGAGAGCUGAUAACACCUUGAUAAUAAUUAGGUAUAAGAUUUAUCCUAAGAAGUACUGGUAUUAACGAUGAUAUUAUUUAAAAAUUGGAUCCACCUUUAUCUAUGUCUGUACCGUAGCAUUUUAUCAGUCUCGAUAGUACUGCAUCAGAAAUACUGUUUUCAAUGUACGCUGUUAUUUUGAUCUCUGUUUUCAUUGGACGACUCAACGCAUACGAUGUUGGUGCAUUCGAUUUAAACGAAUGAACAUUACUUUUGUAACAUAUUUGGAAAUUAAGUUUCUCAGUGCUAUGAUGGAAUGUAUGCUCUGGCUUCUUUAGCAGUUUUGUAAAAAAUGAGUGCUAAAUAGUUUGUGAAAUUACAGUAUGAUUGAUUGUAUGUGCGUUCUAUUAUUCUAUGUACUAUUUUUCAAAUAAAUUAUUCUUAUUCUCCUAUUUUACGCACAAAAUGGUACAACGGCCCGUUAGUAGUGUCGUGUGAUGAAUGUCUACUUUGCUUAUUUUAAAGUUUCAUACAGUUAAAGGCACAAUUAACAAGUUUUGCACGCAGUUUAUCUAUAUUAUUAGAAAGUGUUCGUCGUUGUAUGUCUUCGUUAAUUGCAAUAUGAAUAAACUCAUCGCGGAGUAAAUAUUUGUUAUAACAUAAUGGUUAGUAUUGUUUUGUAACUCGUGUAUCGCAAUAAUUGUUUUGCCAUUUAACAUUUUUGUUACAUUGUUUCUUUAGUUUUAUUGAAAUAUGCUUUAAAUGACAUUAAUUCUCUAUAAAUAUCAGUAUUUUCGUAAAUUCGAUGUAACGUUCGCUCCAUGUGUCGACAUGUUUGAUUUCUGUAACAAUGAUACCAAAGACGAUUGAAUAUCCCUUAGACUGGUUGCAGUGGUCAUAUCGAACCCGCUGCAACCAAGUCUUAGUGUUGUAUUUUAAAUAAAAAGUUAUAGAUUUUAUAAUUAUAAUAUAAGACUUGUAUCAUAAUAUUCUUAAGAGAUACGAUAAGUUUAAUGUGGUAUGAAAUCAAAAUUUAUUUUUAAUACCUUUGGAGUAUUAUAACUAUUAUGGGAUUUAUAAAUUGUUAAACAACCUAAUACUUAAAAUUGUAAGUCUGUAUCGAGAUGUAAAAGUAAGUUUCAAACCACGACUUAUGACGUAUUGUGCAACAUACCUAGUUACAGCGAAAAUGUAAUUUAAGCCAUAACUUGAAUUAAAUAUACCUACACCGGUAUAUAAAUUAUCACAUUAAAUUAUGAAUUACGUA
Spodoptera frugiperda (fall armyworm) is the source of this 7428-nucleotide messenger RNA. RefSeq names its product ras GTPase-activating protein raskol-like (gene raskol). The record is from RefSeq and is a predicted model, not a curated record. Gene Ontology annotation, biological process: regulation of GTPase activity. The coding region runs from base 464 to 6001 and encodes 1845 amino acids. Lineage: Eukaryota; Metazoa; Arthropoda; Insecta; Lepidoptera; Noctuidae. The transcript is spliced from 20 exons.